This is a messenger RNA of Zychaea mexicana, 1571 nucleotides long. RefSeq names its product 6-phosphofructo-2-kinase-domain-containing protein. Bases 104 to 1237 code for a protein of 377 amino acids. Gene Ontology annotation, biological process: fructose 2,6-bisphosphate metabolic process; fructose metabolic process. The record is from RefSeq and is a predicted model, not a curated record. The transcript has 10 exons. Gene Ontology annotation, cellular component: cytosol. Gene Ontology annotation, molecular function: 6-phosphofructo-2-kinase activity; fructose-2,6-bisphosphate 2-phosphatase activity; ATP binding. Lineage: Eukaryota; Fungi; Mucoromycota; Mucoromycetes; Mucorales; Lichtheimiaceae.
GUCCGAGGUACACUUCCUCGACUCGACUCCACACACUAUCCUUUUCUUUUAUUUCUGAGUUCAACGUUUUGCUUACUUUUUAUUCCGCUUUGCUAUAUUACUCAUGGCAGCACAACUUUACAAGACUGAAAGUGGACGACUUUUCCACGCCGGUGCAGUCGCAAUCAUUACUGUCGGACUCCCCGCCCGUGGUAAGACCCAUGUCUCGCGAUCUUUAUGCCGAUACCUUCGUUGGCUCGGUGUAAGCACCAAGGUUUUUAGUGUAGGCAAUUACCGUCGAGACCGCAUGGGCACUAUCCCCAAUGACUGGUUUGACCCAAGCAACGUUGAUGCUUUGGCGCGGCGAGAGAAAAUUGCAGAGGAUUGUUUGGAUGAUAUGAUACAGUGGUUGGAACAAGGUGGUGGCCAAGUCGGUAUCUAUGAUGGCAAUAACGUUACAGAAGAUAGACGACGUGAAAUUCAUGACAAGCUGGCGGAUCACAACGUUCAUACUUUAUUCAUUGAAUCGAUAUGUACAAAACAGGAGAUCGUUUAUGCCAACAUACGAAGCGUCAAAAUAUCAUCACCUGAUUACGUUGGAUGGGAUCCGGAAGAAGCUGUCAAGGAUUACACGCAUCGAAUUGAACGACUGAUAGAACACUAUGAAACAAUUUCGGAUACCGGUCUUCCGUUUGUCAAACUGUUGAACGUGGGCGAGAAAAUCAUUGUGAACAAUGUGCUGGGCUAUCUUCAGUCUCGCAUCGUGUAUUAUUUAAUGAAUCUCCAUGUUCAACCACGAAAAAUAUAUUUCGCACGUACGGGACGAACCCUUAACGAAACGUCGUACAAGGGUGAUGCCGACUUAUCACCUGAAGGAUUUGAAUAUGCCGAAAAAUUGAAAACAUUUGUGCUGAACUACAGAGCUCAAAACAAAGGUGCUGGCGGUAACCCUGAAGAACAAGAACGGCCUUUGGCAGUUUGGACAUCAACGCGUAAGAAAGCAAGACAAACUGCACAGCCAUUCGCUGAAGCAGGUUUCGCAGUUAGACAGCACUCUGUACUGACACAAUUGAACCCUGGUGAGGUGGAUGGAAUGACAAUGGCUGUAAUUAAGGAAAAAUAUCCCGAAGAAGUCAAGCGCUCCCGUGCCGAUCCGUAUCGCCACCGGUAUCCUCGUGCAGAGGUAUGUCCUCUUUCCUUCUUUUCUCCUAAAAAGGACAUGGCUACUUAUAUUUUAAUUGCUCUUAUGAAUGUAUAGUCUUACCAUGACUUGGCUGUACGGUUAGAAGCCGUCAUUAUGGAGUUAGAACGUGAAAAGAAUGAUGUGCUGAUUAUUGGUCAUGAGACGGUGCUCAAGUGCUUGUAUGCAUAUCUUUUUGACAGGCCUGAAAGCGAUAUUCCCUCCAUUUCUGUACCCCGCAGCUUCUUGAUCGAGAUCACACCUUCUGCAUAUGGCUGCAAAGAGUCUCGCAUGAAGAUCGAUUAACAAACAAACCGUUUCUUCCUUUUCCCUCUCUCUCUCUCUCUUUUUCUCCCUGUCUUUUGCUAAUUAUCUAUUACUGUCACAAUUAUACGCAAAUUUCCAUCUGUUU